Messenger RNA from Loxodonta africana (African savanna elephant), 4629 nucleotides. It is a transcript of the gene DIAPH3, whose product is annotated as diaphanous related formin 3. Gene Ontology annotation, molecular function: small GTPase binding; actin binding. Bases 108 to 3689 code for a protein of 1193 amino acids. Gene Ontology annotation, biological process: actin cytoskeleton organization; actin filament polymerization. The record is from RefSeq and is a predicted model, not a curated record. The transcript has 28 exons. Lineage: Eukaryota; Metazoa; Chordata; Mammalia; Proboscidea; Elephantidae. Gene Ontology annotation, cellular component: actin filament.
GUGGGCGGCGAAGGCGGGCCGGCGACUGGUCGCGCUAUCACUCUCGCCAAUCUCCUGGCUUGUGACUUGCGGAGCCUUUUGUGGCCCCCUCGGUGUUGCGGUGAAGGAUGGAGCGGCAUCGGCAGCGCCUGCAACACCCGGCGCAAGGCUCCGCGGCCAGGGCCCCAUACCCCUCCUCGGCCUCCCUCCGCGGCUGCCGGGACGGCAAAAUGCAGCGCAGGAAGGAUCCCCAGCACCCUCCACCGCCCGGCGGACCCGAGGAGUCUGGGGAGAAACGCCCCAAGUUUCAUUUAAAUAUUAAGACACUGACGGAUGAUAUGUUGGACAAAUUUGCCAGUAUACGAAUUCCAGGGAGCAAGAAAGAGAGACCACCACUAUCUAACCUGAAGACUGCAUUUGCAAGUAAUGAUUGCUCUUCAGCAUUUUCAGAGAUGAUGGAAAACAACCCCAAACCACUUUCAGAAAAUGAAGUCUUAGAACUUUUUGAAAAGAUGAUGGAAGAUAUGAAUUUAAAUGAAGAUAAAAAAGCACCAUUGCGGGAAAAGGACUUCAGUAUCAAAAAAGAAAUGGUGAUGCAGUACAUCAAUACUGCUUCUAAGACAGGAAGUCUUAAGAGUAGCCGACAGAUCGCCCCUCAGGAAUUCAUCCAUGAACUGAAAAUGGCAUCUGCAGAUGAGAGACUUGUCACAUGCCUCGAGUCUCUCCGAGUGUCUUUGACCAGUAACCCUGUCAGCUGGGUACAAAGCUUUGGACGAGAGGGACUUGGAUUAUUAUUGGACAUUUUGGAAAGACUGAUUAAUGGCAAAAUCCAAGAAAAAGUCGUAAAGAAGAAUCAGCACAAAGUCAUACAGUGUCUAAAGGCCUUGAUGAAUACACAGUAUGGCUUGGAAAGAAUUAUGAGUGAAGAGAGGAGUCUUACGUUACUGGCCAAAGCCAUUGAUCCCGAACAUCCCGUCAUGAUGACAGACGUGGUUAAACUGCUCUCUGCAAUAUGCAUUGUAGGGGAGGAAAGCGUCCUUGAAGAAGUUUUGGAAGCUUUAACAUCAUCUGGAGAAGAAAGAAAAAUUGACAGAUUUUCUUCUAUUGUGCAAGGUCUUCAGCACAAUUCAAUUCAACUACAAGUAGCUUGUAUGCAGCUCAUCAAUGCUCUUGUUACAUUUCCUGAUGAUUUGGACUUGAGGCUUCACAUCAGAAAUGAAUUUAUGCGUUGUGGAUUGAAAGAGAUAUUUCCAAAUUUAAAAGGUAUUAAGAAUGAUGGCCUGGAGAUCCAACUUAAAGUCUUUGAUGAGCAUAAAGAAGAAGAUUCGAUCGAGCUCUCCCAUCGCUUUGAAGAUAUUAAAGCUGAAUUUGAUGAAGCGUGUGAUGUUUACAACAUGGUGUGGAAUAUGGUUAAGGAAACUAGAGCAGAGGGAUAUUUCAUUUCUAUUCUUCAGCAUCUUUUGCUGAUUCGAAAUGAUUAUUUUAUAAGACAACAGUACUUCAAAUUAAUUGAUGAGUGUGUAUCCCAGAUUGUAUUGCAUAGAGAUGGAAUGGAUCCAGACUUCACUUAUCGAAAAAGACUAGAUUUAGAUUUAAGUCAAUUUAUAGAUGUUUGCAUAGAUCAAGCAAAACUAGAAGAAUUUCAAGAGAAAGAAUCAGAACUUCAUAAGAAAUUUGAAAAAGAGUUUACUGACCAUCAAGAUACUCAGGCUCAAUUGCAGAAAAAAGAGGAAAAGAUUAAUGAGCUUGAAGCAGAAUUACAAGCGUUUAAAUCUCAGUUUGGUGCCUUGCCAGCUGAUAUAAGCACCUCUUUGAUCCCAUCAAAAGAAGAUGGGACCGGCCACCCAGGACUCCCUCCUCCUCCCCCACUUUCCUCUUGUGGAGGGUUGCCACCUCCACCACCACCUCCCCCACCCCCUCCACUUCCAGGAAUGCCGAUGCCGUUUGGUGGCCCCGUGCCUCCGCCACCUCCCCUUGGAUUUCUGGGUGGACAACAUUGUCUUCCUCCACCAAUACUGCCAUUUGGGUUGAAACCGAAGAAGGAAUUUAAACCAGAAACCAGCAUGAGAAGAUUGAAUUGGUUAAAGAUCAGACCUGAGGAAAUGACUGAAAGCUGUUUCUGGAUAAAAGUAAAUGAAAAUAAGUAUGAAAAUGUGGAUUUGCUUUGUAAGCUUGAGAAUACAUUUUGUUGCCAACAAAAAGAGAGAAGAGAAGAGGAAGGUUUUGAAGAGAAAAAAGCUAUUAAGAAAAAAAUUAAAGAACUUAAAUUUCUAGAUUCUAAAGUUGCCCAGAACCUUUCAAUCUUCCUGAGCUCUUUUCGGGUGCCAUAUGAGGAAAUCAAAAUGAUGAUAUUGGAAGUCAAUGAAACACAGUUGGCAGAGUCUAUGAUUCAGAACUUAAUAAAGCAUCUUCCUGAUCAAGAGCAAUUGAAUUCGUUAUCUCAGUUCAGGAGUGACUAUAACAACUUAUGUGAACCUGAGCAGUUUGCUGUCGUGAUGAGCAAUGUGAAGAGACUACGGCCACGGCUCAGUGCUAUUCUCUUUAAGCUGCAGUUUGAAGAGCAGGUGAACAACAUCAAACCUGACAUCAUGGCUGUUAGUGCUGCCUGCGAAGAGAUAAAGAAGAGCAGGAGCUUUAGCAAGUUGUUGGAACUUGUGUUGCUAAUGGGAAACUACAUGAAUGCUGGCUCCCGGAAUGCUCAAACCUUCGGAUUUAACCUUAGCUCUCUCUGUAAACUAAAGGACACGAAAUCAGCAGAUCAGAAAACAACACUACUUCAUUUCCUGGUGGAAAUAUGUGAGGAGAAGUACCCGGAUAUCCUGAGUUUUGUGGAUGACUUGGAACAUUUAGACAAAGCUAGUAAAGUCUCUGUAGAAAUGCUGGAAAAGAAUUUGAAGCAGAUGGGAAGGCAGCUUCAACAGCUUGAGAAAGAUUUGGAAACCUUUCCCCCUCCUGAGGACUCACAUGACAAGUUUGUGACAAAGAUGUCCAGCUUUGUUAUCAGUGCAAAAGAGCAAUAUGAGAAACUUUCAAAAUUACAUGAGAACAUGGAAAAGUUAUACCAGAGUAUAAUGGAAUACUAUGCUAUUGACGUGAAGAAGGUGUCCGUGGAAGACUUUUUGACUGACUUGAAUAACUUCAGAACCACAUUCAAGCAAGCAAUAAAGGAGAACACCAAAAGAAAAGAAGCAGAGGAAAAAGAAAAACGUGCUAGAAUAGCCAAAGAGUUGGCAGAGAAAGAAAGACGCGAACGCCAGCAAAAGAAAAAGCGCUUAUUAGAAAUGAAGACUGAGGGUGAUGAGACAGGAGUGAUGGAUAGUCUGCUGGAGGCCCUGCAGUCAGGCGCUGCGUUCCGCGACCGAAGAAAAAGGACACCGAAGCCGAAAGAUAUUCGGCAGAGUCUCAGUCCCAACUCUCAGAGGCCUGUUCUGAAACUUUGUAACCAUGAAAAUCAGAAAGUGCAGUUGACAGAAGGGUCACGUUCACACUACAAUAGCAAUUGCAACUCAACAAGGACUCCAGUCGCCAAGGAGCUUAAUUAUCAUCUAGACACUCACCCGUCUGCAGGGAGGAUCAAGGCAGUUGAGAAGAAGGAAGCCUGUAAUGUAGAAAGCAGCAGAAAAAAGGAAAUGGAACUUCUUGGCACUAUUUCUAAAAAUGAAUCCAUUCCCGAAGUUGAAGCCCUGCUGGCAAGAUUACGAGCUUUAUAAAUUAAACCGGUAAAAAAUGAUUAAGCCAAAUAUAAAGCCAUGCUCAGAGCUGUAACACUUGAAAAAAAUUGCUUUUAUAAGUGACUAUAUAGUUUUAAAUUAUGAUAUAUAUUAGAAAUAUAAAGCUAAAUGCAUGAUUGCAGUGCUUUUUCUAUGUACUUGAGGCUUUGGCUUAUUGAAGAUUGUAAUGGGCUUUAAUGUUCUUUUGUGUCUCUUGGCAUUCAUCUGUUCUGUAUUUGGUGGUUAAAUUAUACGUAAUGCUUUAGAGAGUGGGUAGGUGACCAUGUGUUCAGCAACGUGUCCUUAAGAAAAUACCAUCUUUCUAAGGCACUGUAUUUUUUUUUGUUUUUUGUUUUUACUUUUUUGAACAUUAAUGAAUGUCCAGUCCCCAGCCUCAUGUCUUGGUACAUAUCCAUGUAUGUUCCAUGUAUAUUAUUUAUAUUGGCCCAGGUUUCUCUUUAAUUAGGAUCUACCAGCGUAGCAUCAAAAACACACAACUGAAUAUGUGAAGAAAUGACUGGUAAGCUCAUUAUCAUCAUUGUUGAAUUUGUGGUAAUUUGACCCUGUAGAGGACUAUAAGGCAAUUGAGCACAUUUCCAAGAAUGAUGUAAUAGGAAUGUAUGUGUUCUGUUUGCACAAUGCAGGUGUUUUUGUGUAAAGUGCAUAUAUACAGUAUUACAGCGCUGGGAGGGCAUAUUUUCCCCCCUGGUAAUUAUGGCUCUGAAAUAAAAUUGUCAUUUUGAGACUUCCGAAGUGACAAAUUUCUUGAUUUUUGGAGUACAUAAACUUAGAAUUGCAAUUUCUGUGAUCUGACAAUCAGUAACUUUAAAAAAAGAUUGUAAUACAGGUUUCAAAGGAAAGUUUUCAUAUGCAGAUGUGAUUUUACCUUGUCUGGGGCAUCCUUGCUCUUUUAGAUGUGUAUCAAAGACAAUAAACUUGC